Molecule: messenger RNA, 1326 nt
Organism: Phaeoacremonium minimum UCRPA7
Lineage: Eukaryota; Fungi; Ascomycota; Sordariomycetes; Togniniales; Togniniaceae
Product: putative 3-hydroxymethyl-3-methylglutaryl-coenzyme a lyase protein
Exons: 1
Coding region: 1-1326 (441 amino acids)
Biological process (GO): L-leucine catabolic process; ketone body biosynthetic process
Molecular function (GO): hydroxymethylglutaryl-CoA lyase activity
Source: RefSeq, a predicted model, not a curated record
AUGGGCUGCUAUGAGGUGGGACUUGGAGACACUUUAGGCAUCGGAACACCGAAGAACACGCAGGAUUUGUUGGAUGUGCUCCUCCGCGAAGUCCCUGCUGAUAGGCUCGCCGGCCAUUUUCAUGAUACAUAUGGCCAAGGCGUUGCGAAUGUGUACCGAGCCUACGAAAAGGGAAUUCGAACCUUUGACAGCAGUGUCGCUGGCCUAGGCGGCUGUCCCUAUGCCCCGGGCGCCCGGGGCAACGUUGCCACGGAGGAUGUGAUUUACACUCUUGAGAACUCUGGCAUCAAUACCGGGGUGGACUUGGAUAAGUUGAUCACUGUAGGGCGUUGGAUCUCGGAUCAGAUCGGUAUUCCCUACGGGAGCAGGGUUGGUGCCGCUCUCACUUCUAAGAGAGCACAAAAUCUACGCUCAUCGUCCUCAGAAAAAGAAAAAACAGAGAAUUCAACCGACAAAAGGGCUGCAAGAUCAUGGGAGGUGGUAAAGGACACCGGAGAAUACCGCGUCGCUCGCUCAGGAACCGCGUUGAAAGUCACAUUGACGCGGCCCAAGAAUGGCAACUCCAUGACUGAUGCCAUGCUCGAAGGACUCACCGACUUGUUCAGAAGCCUACAUAAAGACCCCCUGGCGUAUCACGUAAUUCUAGAAGCCGAGGGCAAGUAUUUUUGCACAGGCAUGGAUCUCAGCGGGGGAACCAAUACAACUGAUAUGUCGGGCGAGGAAAACUAUUACCAGAAGGUCGCCGCUCUGUUCGAAGCGAUCGAUCACGCACCACAGACCACCAUCGCCCUCAUUAACGGACCGUGCUUCGGAGGCGGAGUCGGAUUGACGUUCGCGUGUGAUGUGCGAUUGGUAUCUCCAAAAGCCUGCUGGACCCUCAGCGAAGUCAAGAUAGGGGUCAGCCCGGCUGUCAUCUCCAAGUUCCUGGUGCGGGAAUGGGGACCUUCGACAGCACGCGAAGGGAUGCUGUCUGGAAGAGAGAUUACACCCGAGGAACUCUGGCGCAUCGGCGCUGUCCACGCAAUUACUGCUGAGGGCGAGUCGUUAGCCUCCAAGCUCGACAAUUAUCUGGACCAGCUGGAGAAGGCUGCACCACGGUCGGCAGCCGUCAACAAAGAGCUGGCUCGGCGCGCGUGGCUCGAGCCAGGGAGCCCAGAUCAGGCCGCGCUUGUCGAAAAAGCUUUCCACACAAUGAUGGCUGAUGGCGGGGAAGGGCAGCACGGAAUCCAGCAGUUCCGAAACAAGAAUAAGAGUUUUAGUUGGCGGGAGUUCUGGAAUGGGCGGAAUCCGUUCGAGAACCCAAUCUACAAGAAACCCGCGGAGUGA